AUGACGACAAAUCACACGAUGCAGUUAGUUGAUUUUCGACUGCAAAUAAUUCGGGAUAUUAUCCAAAAGUAUGGUAGUCAACGAGUAGCAACCAGGGGUAGACCUUCAUCAACAACUGCACCACUCCGAUUAACUGCAAGACACUUUCGGUCGCCAAUCCUAGCUACAGACACACAGCUAGCACCGAGAAAAAAUGUGUUGUCUGCAGCAACACUCCAACCGGUUAAUGGCAUGACAGUUCAUUCAUUUUUAGGUGAACAACGUAAUUCAGGAAAGCCACGUGCCAUAAAACCAGAUGAUUCCAAAUUGGAAAAAGAAUGGAGACCUGUUGAAUAUUUCUUCAUUGAUGAGAUGAGUAUAGUUGGCUUAACUUUAUUGGCAAAACUUAAUCGAAUUAUUUUCUCUGCAAAACAUGUCGAUCCUCAGGUUCCAUUUGGUGGUGUGAACGUUAUUUUCUUUGAUGAUCAUUUAAAAUAUCGACCAGUCUAUGAUUCACCAUUACAUACCAACUUUUCAUUACCAUCCAAAAAGAAACCAGGCAAAAUACCAUCUGAAAAAGAAGUUCAACAGCGUGUUGCACGUUCGUUGAUGCUUCAAAUCAAUUGCGUGGUGAAACUUACACAUCAAAUGCGAACAAAAGAUUUACGGUAUCUUCAAUUACUCGAUCGUCUUCGCCAUGGACAGUGCACUUAUGAUGACUAUGAGCUAUUGCAAACACGAGUUGUUGGACAACCAUCAAUCGAAUCUCUACAUGAUUCUCCUUGGAACAAAGCUUCCAUUCUCGUAUUCCGAAAUGAAGUUCGUACACAAAUAAAUAAUAAAGCAGCAGUUCAUAAUGCAACACAAAUGGGACAUCCACCUAUGGUUUGUGUUCCUCAGGAUACUUGUAAAGGCAAACCAAUUGAAGACCCGAUAUUGCUUAAAAAAUUACUAGAAUUAUCUGAUAGCAAAACAGAGCAUUUACCUGGCUUACUACCCUUUGUUCCAGUGGAUCAAACAUUUCGUGUCGAUAUUGCCAAUAUUCUUCCGAAAGAAAAGAAACCAAAAUCAAAUCAAAAGAUAGUUCUGUCAAUCAAACGGUCUGCACUACCACUUGUACCUGCUUAUUGCAUGAUAACACAUAAAAGUGAAGGCCAAACUUCCCAUUAUCUCGUAUUCGAUGAUCCGAUAUGGGAUCCGAUCGAAUCCGACGAAAUUAUUGAAAUAGAUGAUGAAUUGUCAUCAUCAACGAUUUCAAGUCCAAUAGUUGUCAAGAAAUCAUCAUCUAAUUCAAACAAACGUUAUUCAUCGAAAUUUAAAAAGGAAUGGUUAUCCAUUCCUCUUUUUUCGUCGUUUUUUACGGAAGUCGGAUUAGGUGAUAUUCAUCGUCAUACUGAAACAAAUAAACACAAACAAAGUACAAAAGCUGCUGAAGCUAAUCGAACAAAAUCACUUGAUGCAACAUUUGGUAUAACAACAACAGAAUUUAAUCGUUUGACUGCUGUUGAAGGAGCUAUGGUCUUUCAUUCGGUUAAACAUUCUCACAGCUACAUUUAUCAAGGUUGCACAAUGGAUAUGAUCAAACAUUGUUUUUCUGAUUCUCACGUUGGAAAGAACAUUAGUUGCAGCAGGACAAAAGCUCGUGAGAUAGCCUGUAACGUACUUGCCCCAUCAUUAACAGAUGAAAUUGUUCGUGAACUACAAGAUGUUUCUUCUUUUUCCAUUUGCUAUGAUGCUUCGAACAAGGGAAAUGCCAAGAUGCUUCCAAUUGCUGUACAGUUCUUCUCGAGAUUUGGCAUUCGACGUGGUAUACUGGAUUUUAUUGAACAAAGUGAGGAAUCAGCCGAUGCUGUAUUGAAAAAUAUUAAAUAUGUAUUAGAAGCACACAGGCUUACCAAAUGA
Messenger RNA from Adineta ricciae, 1881 nucleotides. The record is from the annotation of a GenBank genome assembly. NCBI's taxonomy places the organism in Eukaryota, Metazoa, Rotifera, Eurotatoria, Adinetida, Adinetidae.